AAUGAGAGACACAAUGACCUUUUAUGGUAAAAAUGGAACUGAAAGAGUAUUUGUGAAUAAGGAAAACAGAUUGCAGAUCAAAGGUUCAAGACAACUUGUCGAUUUUAAUGAUGUUAUUACGGCAGAUGGAUACGAGCAGAAGGUUUUAACUAUUAAUGGAAGAUUUCCUGGGCCUAAUAUUAAUGUCAUGUUUGGCUCUAGAAUUAUUAUACACGUUACAAAUAAAUUAGAAGAAAUGACAUCAAUCCAUUUUCAUGGUAUACAUCAAAAGAGAACACCUUGGAUGGACGGUGUUGGCAUGAUCACUCAAUGCCCUAUUCAGCCUGGAGAACAAUAUACUUAUGAUUUCAUGGGUGAACCAGUCGGAACUCAUGCCUAUCACGGUCAUUUCAGAGAGCAUUCCGCUCUAGGUCUUUAUGGGAUGUUUGUUGUCCAUGAAAAUCUUCCUUUACUUCCACAAAUUCCACUAGUGAUAUCCGAAUGGUAUCAUAAUAUUCAAGUUUUGUAUAAUAAUCUGACUAGAGCAAAUAUCAAUUGGCCCCCGUUUAAUAAUCAAUUGAAAUAUUCCCUUGAUGGAACGGCCACUAGUGAUGUAAAAUAUUCGGGAGGACUUAUAAAUGGUAAAGGUCAGCAGUCAAAGAACAUUGGCUAUCUUCCAAAAGCGGAGUUUAUUUUACACCCAAGAAAAUAUCACAGAUUUAGACUUUUUAUGGCAUCUCAUGAAUUUGCUUAUCAAAUUUCUAUAGACAAUCAUCAUUUAAUUCUUAUUGCGGUUGGAGGUAAUCUUAUUGAGGCUGUCAAACUACAAUCAAUUAUCGCAUUUCCUGGAGAAUCAUUUGAUUUUCUCGUUGCCGCUACAAGAAGGCCAGGACUCUAUUGGUUGAGGGCUAGGACUCUUUCUAUAAAAGAUGAACAUUCCUCAUUGAGAGAGGAGAUAUUAGGCGUUGUAAGAUAUACAAAUUAUGUUGGAAAUCAAAGUGAGCCUUCAACUAACGAUUACAAAUGUACUGAGGAGAAUGUAUGUCUGAUUUUUAAUUGUCCUUGGAAAUCAUAUCCAUCAGAAUAUCAUAGUCGCUGUAUCAGUCUAAAUCAGAUAAAGAGUUUGAGAAGAUCCAACUCUAAGUUUAAACUUUAUUCCUUUCAUAGCGAAGAAACUGAGAGAUUUUCUUUAAAUAUACAAUUUUUCAAUGGAAAAGCAACAAUCAAUGGAAAAUACUUUAAAUCGCCGUCUGUCACCUUUUGGGAAGAUUAUAAGACAAAUAGUAAACUAUGCGAUGAAUGUAAAACUACUGUAUGCGAAUGCUUAAACGUUAUGGAUUUGCCUUAUGGAAAAACAAUUGAAAUUUUAUUGACAAACGUGAAAGGUAAAGAGCUAAAUGAAGGGAAAAUAUCAUAUGUUCAUCAUCCUUUUCAUAUGCACGGACAUCAUUUUGAAGUUUUAAAAGUUGGCUUCGCUGACCAGUAUAAAAAUGGUACCUGGGUUGGAAAUAGUAAGGAUAUAGUAUGCAAUAAUGAAUAUUGUACAAGAGCGAGAUUGAUCAUUGCAAUCAAGGAUUUAAAUUAUGAAAAUCCUGCACUUGUAGACACGGUUAAUGUACCAGCAGGUGGAUAUGCUCUAAUUAGAUUUCAAACAAAUAAUCCGGGAUACUGGUUGGGUCAUUGCCAUCUAUUUUUUCAUGUGGUUGAAGGGAUGGCAAUUGUCUUUCGAGAAGGAGAAAGAGAAGGAUUUAUUCCCACACCUAAAAAUAUCUCUCAAGUCUGUUCAAAAGUCAAAAAUUAA
Messenger RNA from Dimorphilus gyrociliatus, 1780 nucleotides. NCBI's taxonomy places the organism in Eukaryota, Metazoa, Annelida, Polychaeta, Dinophilidae. The record is from the annotation of a GenBank genome assembly.